ACAAUUCGACACGCUCUCAAGUUCGUAUAUAAUUAGCGUAGAUGUAUGUUUCUGUGCCACACGAAAUCUAAAUCCUACGAGCCUGCAUCUUUACUUCAGAUAAAAAUGGUUCGAGGACUGUUCGUGAUCGCCGUGGUGCUGCUGGCGGCCGCUGGUGUACAAAGUUUGCAGAGUCAGAAAGAAUGGUUAGAACGCCGGGCAAUCGGCGCACUCUUGCAUUUAGAAGGAGCGGACGCAGAAGCGCAAGCGGCAGUGCGCGCUUACGAGGAAGCGCACGCGGAAGCACACGCGGAAGCGAAUGCACGCGCGGAAGCGAAUGCGCGCGCGGAAGCCUAUGGACGCGCGACAGCAGCCGCGGAUCAACCUUACAGACGUCAAACCAAUAUUAGGGUUAUACUUGCACAACGUGCACAAGGUUGA
Molecule: messenger RNA, 420 nt
Organism: Cydia fagiglandana
Lineage: Eukaryota; Metazoa; Arthropoda; Insecta; Lepidoptera; Tortricidae
Product: mediator of RNA polymerase II transcription subunit 15-like
Exons: 4
Coding region: 46-420 (124 amino acids)
Source: RefSeq, a predicted model, not a curated record